AUGGAUAACUUCAUCAUAAGGAAGCGGCGGAGAACACCACCCACGGCUACCAACACAAGUUUAGGGAAUAUACGCGAUGAUGAGCGUCUUAGUGCCGGCAACCUUGACCAUGAGGAAGACGACUCAACAGAUAUGAAACUGGCUAAGCUGGCGUCUACCUUUCCAAAUAUCUCGCCAGUUGAAUUAUUAGAUCUCCUCAUAGCCAAUGAAGGCUCUAUCGAGACCACUACUUCAUCUCUUAUUGAGCAUGGUAUUGCAAGAAAGAAAAACAAGCAAGUAACCAACUCUGGGUCUAUCCAAAGCUCAUUGUCGUCUUACAGAAUACGGAUGAGCUCUGAUCGAGAAAUUAAUUCCCCUAGCCUUCUUCCAACUCGAAAAGGCCAAACUCUUCAUCUGUACUCCCCUGAUGAUAUAUCACGGUACACAUCCUGUACACUGAUACAUAACUUUCUCCCACCGGCCGAGGCAACAGCUUUAUUGAAGGAGCUUCUAGAAGAGUCACGAACCUUUGCCCGGCAAAAGUUUCAACUAUUUGACAAUGUUGUAUCAAGCCCACACUCUGCUGGGUUUUAUGUUAUGACAGAAGAAGAGCAAAGGGAGCAACAAUCCCAGUACUCAUACUAUGGGAGUCUCAGGAACGAUGUUCGCAAAGUGACACCAGAACUGCGCCGAGUCUCAUCCAUUGUUAAGAAGACAGUGAACCAGGAAAUUAAAAAGCGAGUGAAGACGUUUUAUCCAAGUGGCAAGAAACUGAAAUACCAAUCUCCCAGGGAGUGGGAGCCAAAUGCCGCCUUUGUUAAUUGCUACGACGGCCCCACUGAGAGUGUGGGAUACCACUCUGAUGAAUUAACGUACUUAGGCCCGAGAGCUGUCAUUGGUAGCCUGAGCCUCGGGGUCGCUAGAGAAUUUCGAGUGCGCAGAAUUGUACCCCCUGACGAGGACGACGAUGGAGAUGCUGAUAAAAAUACCAACGGGGAACGUGAUCAGAAUGUUAGCAAAGAGGAAAAACGAAAGUCCAAUCUUUCCCGCUCGGAUAUACAAGGCCAAAUCUCAAUUCAUCUACCACACAACUCUCUUCUAGUGAUGCAUGCCGAAACUCAGGAGGAAUGGAAGCAUAGUAUUUCUCCUGCACAAACUAUUUCACCUCAUCCCAUCUCUGGUAACAAACGCAUCAAUAUCACCUACCGAUGGUAUCGAGACUCACUACAUCCGAAAAAGACUCCACGAUGCCGCUGUAAUAUGCCUUGUGUACUGCGUUGUGUGCAGCGGAAACGGGAAACACGGGGAAAAUAUAUGUGGAUGUGCUAUUCUAGUUACGCGCCGGGGAAGCAAUCAUGUUCUUUCUUCCAGUGGGCAAAAUUUGAUGAUGACGGAGAGCCAAUUUGGGAUGAGAAUAAUGCCAAGGAUUGCUGA
This is a messenger RNA of Trichophyton rubrum CBS 118892, 1413 nucleotides long. RefSeq lists its product as uncharacterized. Lineage: Eukaryota; Fungi; Ascomycota; Eurotiomycetes; Onygenales; Arthrodermataceae. Gene Ontology annotation, biological process: DNA alkylation repair; DNA repair. Gene Ontology annotation, cellular component: nucleus. Gene Ontology annotation, molecular function: zinc ion binding; ubiquitin binding; dioxygenase activity. The transcript has a single exon. The record is from RefSeq and is a predicted model, not a curated record. The coding region runs from base 1 to 1413 and encodes 470 amino acids.